CGUGGUUCACCUUCCUCCUAUAUAUGUACCAUACACUCUUUGUAUCUAUAGGUCGUUAUAUAUCAGCUACAAACCCAGUGUUGCUGCCGGACACACUCGCCAUCAGCUUCUUCUUCGUUCGAAUCUGAGCUGCUGCUGUUUCUGGUGGUCGGCAAUGGUGGGGAGUGGCGUUUUUGCGGAGAUCAUCGAGGGAGAUGUGUUCAAGUAUUACGCCGAUGGCGAGUGGAAGACGUCUUCCUCCGGGAAGUCUGUGGCCAUCGUCAAUCCGACCACGAGAAAGACCCAGUACCGGGUUCAAGCUUGUACACAAGAAGAGGUCAACAAGGUGAUGGAAAUAGCAAAAACCGCCCAAAAAUCAUGGGCAAAAACCCCCUUAUGGAAGCGAGCCGAACUCCUUCACAAGGCAGCAGCUAUUCUCAAAGAGCACAGAGCUCCAAUUGCAGAGUGUCUAGUGAAGGAAAUUGCUAAGCCAGCCAAAGAUGCUGUGACUGAGGUUGUCAGGUCAGGGGAUCUUGUUUCUUACACUGCUGAAGAAGGGGUCCGAAUUCUGGGAGAGGGAAAGUUCUUAGUAUCUGAUAGUUUUCCCGGAAAUGAGAGAACAAAAUACUGCCUUACUUCUAAGAUUCCCCUUGGGGUUAUUCUCGCCAUUCCACCCUUUAAUUAUCCUGUCAACCUCGCCGUCUCCAAAAUUGGUCCCGCCCUGAUUGCUGGAAACUCUCUCGUGCUUAAACCUCCAACUCAGGGUGCUGUGGCUGCCCUCCAUAUGGUUCAUUGCUUCCACCUAGCUGGCUUUCCCAAGGGCCUUAUCAGCUGCAUUACAGGGAAAGGCUCUGAGAUUGGGGAUUUCCUGACAAUGCAUCCUGGGGUAAACUGUAUAAGCUUCACUGGUGGAGACACUGGCAUUGCAAUUUCAAAGAAAGCAGGCAUGAUUCCUCUGCAGAUGGAGCUGGGAGGAAAAGAUGCAUGCAUUGUGCUUGAGGACGCUGAUCUGGACUUGACAGCAGGAAGCAUUGUAAAAGGAGGCUUCUCCUACAGUGGUCAAAGAUGCACUGCUGUGAAGGUUGUCUUGGUGAUGGAAUCCGUUGCUGAUGCCCUCGUUGAAAAGGUGAAUGCCAAAGUGGCAAAGCUGACUGUUGGGCCACCCGAGGAUGACUGUGAUAUCACUCCAGUUGUUACAGAGUCAUCUGCAAACUUCAUUGAAGGGUUAGUUAAGGAUGCAAAAGAGAAAGGGGCAACAUUUUGCCAGGAGUACAAGAGGGAGGGCAACCUCAUUUGGCCUUUGUUAUUGGAUAACGUUCGCCCAGACAUGAGAAUAGCAUGGGAGGAGCCGUUUGGCCCAGUUCUGCCAGUUAUCCGAAUCAGUUCAGUCGAAGAAGGAAUCCACCACUGCAAUGCAAGCAAUUUUGGCCUGCAGGGAUGCGUCUUCACACGGGACAUCAACAAGGCGAUUUUGAUCAGUGACGCCAUGGAGACGGGAACAGUCCAGAUCAACUCGGCACCAGCCCGGGGCCCGGAUCAUUUUCCUUUCCAGGGUCUGAAGGACAGUGGAAUUGGAUCACAAGGCAUCACCAAUAGCAUCAACAUGAUGGUGAAGGUGAAGAGCACUGUGAUCAACUUGCCAACUCCUACAUAUACCAUGGGGUAAUAACAUACAUGAUAGAUCCCCAUCACCAUCAGAGAAUAAAUUACGGCAGAUUACUUGCAACCUAGCUACUAGCUAUAGUGACUUCGGCCUGAAUCCUUCUGUGUUAUGUUCCCCUUUUAGCUAUUCUUAAUGAGGAAAGUAAGGAUAAUCUUAGAGAUUUCAACCAACAGCGAGGCUGUGCUCUUAAUAAAACUGAACCUUAUUGGCAGCUUAUUGGGAGGUUGUAUUUGUACAAGUAGACUGUGAAAUGGCAUGAUUGCCCCUCGAUCUGAUGGAGGAGGACGUUGGCAUGGCAGCCGCCUCUAAAGACACAUAUAAUAAGAGGCGUGGACCUAAAACUGGUACCACCGCCCAAGCACCAGUUUGGGAUCUUGGAAGCAGAUUGAAUGACCAGGAGGAGGGAUCCUGAAAAGCAAUUUCUUUCUUAGGCUUGAGUUUUGAUGUUAUAUGCAGUAAGGGCAUUUUUGUCACUCUAUGUAAGUCAUUUGGCAACUCUAAUUAUGUGUUUAGGUUUUCUUGGUA
This is a messenger RNA of Diospyros lotus (date-plum), 2167 nucleotides long. RefSeq names its product NADP-dependent glyceraldehyde-3-phosphate dehydrogenase. The coding region runs from base 155 to 1645 and encodes 496 amino acids. The record is from RefSeq and is a predicted model, not a curated record. NCBI's taxonomy places the organism in Eukaryota, Viridiplantae, Streptophyta, Magnoliopsida, Ericales, Ebenaceae. The transcript has 9 exons. Gene Ontology annotation, molecular function: lactaldehyde dehydrogenase (NAD+) activity.